This is a messenger RNA of Aphanomyces astaci, 5915 nucleotides long. RefSeq lists its product as hypothetical. The transcript is spliced from 14 exons. The record is from RefSeq and is a predicted model, not a curated record. Bases 17 to 5839 code for a protein of 1940 amino acids. Gene Ontology annotation, biological process: lipid transport; transmembrane transport. Lineage: Eukaryota; Oomycota; Saprolegniomycetes; Saprolegniales; Verrucalvaceae. Gene Ontology annotation, molecular function: ABC-type transporter activity; ATP binding; lipid carrier activity. Gene Ontology annotation, cellular component: intracellular membrane-bounded organelle; membrane.
UUCCCAUUCGUGUGCGAUGGUGCGACGCGCCCACGGUCUGCUUCGGCAGAUUGGCACGCUCAUGUGGAAGAACCGUCUGCUCAAGCAGCGGCAUUACAUCGCGACGGCGUUCGAAAUCGCCAUUCCCGCCUUGAUGGUCAUCUUGUUUGCGUACUUUAAGACGCUCCAGCCCAACACGUCCAUCGCGGCGGGAUUUGUGACUGGCGUCGGCAGCACCAACUUGUUUGAAUCGAGCAACGGCAACUUGGGGGCUAACAUCGGCGUCUACGGGGGAAAUGCGCCGACCUUUGGCUUCGUGGAAACGUCCAUGACCGCCUUGUUGCUGGCGUUGCCACAACACUCGCAGUAUGACUUCAAUCGCAACGAAACCAACGACCUGGUGCCGUCCGACAAGACGAUAUGUGCAACCAAGUUCUUGUACCUUGGCUACACCAACAUCGACCCUACCUCCCCAUUUGCCAUACCUGUGGAAUGUCGAGGAAAGUUCAUUCCGUACAAGCUAGCUAUUGCGCCCAAGAACUCGUUCACGGUCAACUACUUUAGCCAAACCAUGGCGGCGUGGUACCCGCAGAUUCCGCUGUCCAACCAAUCGCACAACGCGUACAAUGCGACGCCAGUCGUGCCCAGUUGGACAGACUCUGUGAUGUACUUCGACUCGGCCGACGCGCUUCAAGCCUACGUUUCUGGCACGAAGUACGGCACGGACACGGCCAAUCCCAAGAUAUACGCAGGGAUUGUCUUUGACACGUAUCCCACCGACACGCAAAUUGGGACGGCGGCGCCCAUCGAGUACACGAUUCGCAUCGACUCGACGCAGCGCGAAGGCGGUGACGUUGGGAAUAUUCCCCACACGGCCAACAACGACCCCAAGUUCGUCGAUCCGUUGCAGAAAAAUCUCAACCGCAAGUACUACAACACUUACGUUCGCCGCGGAACCAACACGCUGCAGACUGCCGUGACCAAGUUCCUCGCGUGCCUUCCGACGUGGAACGCCGUUAGCAUGACCACUGACGGCUCAUGCCAGCAAGUCCAAUCGGUGGCCGCGUCCUCUCCAGCAGUGCUCCAGCGGUUGACGUCGCAACUUCUGCAAGACGAAGUCCUCACGGACAUUUUGCAGUCGGUGGCAGGAAACCCUCAGCUUGGAAUAGGCAUGAACGUGUCGACGUUGUUGGAGGCGCUGCCGCUCAACUCGACGCUGGCGUUGUUGCACCCCCUCAAGCAAGCCCCCCAAGCUUAUGUCGGCGCUACGACGUACCCGUUUCCGAUUCAAGCGUACAUCAAAGCGCCGUUCUACAGCAUGGUGUCGCAAGUGUUUUCCAUCAUUUUCAUCCUGGCGUAUCUCCACGCCGUGUCGCGGGUGAUUGUCGUGCUCACGCAGGAGAAAGAAACCCGCGCGCGCGAACUCAUGAAGAUUCUGGGCGUCCGCGAUGCCGCCAUUGUCCUCUCGUGGUACAUCACGUACCUGCUGAUCUUUGUUGUGAGCUCGGUGCUGGCGGCGCUCGCGGGCACGCAGCUGUUCCCCAACACGAGCUUUGGCUACUUGUUCAUCUUGUUCUUCUUGUACUCGACGUCCAUCUUUGCCUACGGAUUUCUGGUUUCGUGCAUCUUUUCCAACUCCAAGACGGCGGGUACUGCAGGCAACGUGUUCUACUUUAUCUUGGCGUUCCUCGGCAACUUUGCCACCAACUCGCUCGAGCCCGUGAAGAUGCUCUUUUCGCUCUUGUCCCCGGUCGCGUUUACGUUUUGCAUUGGGACGUUGGCCAAUGUCGAAGGCGUGUCCACGGGCCUCACGGCCGCCAAUGCAAACGUCCCGUACGGCAACUUUCGAUUCCAGGGAGGGCUGGGGAUGUUGGUGCUGGACACGCUCUUGUACACGGCGCUGGGGUUGUACCUCCAGGAAGUAUUGCCCCAAGACUACGGCACCCCUCGCAAAUGGUACUUUCUCUUCCAAGUGUCCUUUUGGCGCGGCAGUGGCGUUGUUCAUGCGCGGCCGGCGGACAAAGUCGCGGACGCAGCCCCGGACACGUCGAAUGUGGAGCCCGUGGGGGUCGACGUGCAGGCACAAGAAGAGGACGGCCGAGCCUUGAAGAUUCGCGGCAUUCGCAAAACGUUUCAAACACCGUUGGGGGUCACCAAAGUGGCCGUGAAUGGCGUCGACUUAACCAUGUAUCAGGAUCAAAUCACCUGUCUUUUGGGGCACAACGGCGCUGGCAAGACGACGCUCAUCUCGAUCUUGACGGGCAUGAUCCCCACCACUACGGGCAAUGCGUUCUUUGGCGGGCAUUCGAUCCUCGACGACAUGAAUGCCAUCCGCCAGUCCCUCGGCAUGUGUCCCCAGCACGACGUACUGUAUGCGGACAUGACUGUGCAAGAGCACUUGGUUUUUUACGGGCGUAUCAAAGGCUACUCUGGAGCAGAAUUAACCGACGUGGUCACCAGUAAGAUCGCCGAAGUGGGACUCACAGAGAAGCGCCACGUGUUUACAGCCAGCUUGUCGGGGGGCAUGAAGCGCAAGCUCAGCGUGGCCAUAGCCCUGCUUGGAGACAGCAAACUGGUCUUUUUGGACGAGCCGACGUCGGGGAUGGACCCGUACAGUCGCCGGAGCACUUGGGAAUUGAUCUUGAACAAUCGCAUGAAUCGGGUGAUUGUGUUGACCACGCAUUUCAUGGACGAAGCCGACAUCCUCGGCGAUCGCAUUGCCAUCAUGGCCGAGGGCAAGUUGCGAUGUUGUGGGUCGUCUCUGUACCUGAAAAGCAAGUUUGGCGCCGGGUAUACCCUCACAAUCGCCAAGUCGAGCAAUUCCACGUUGGACCACGAAACCAGCUUGGUGGCGUUUAUCCAAAAGCACAUUCCUUCAGCCGCCGUAUUGAGCAACGUCGGGUCCGAAAUCAGCUUCCAAUUGGCCAUCGAGAGCUCGCCGAUCUUUCCGACCAUGUUCCAGGAACUCGAAGAACCGACCAGACAGUCGGAGCUGCAGAUUUCGUCGUUUGGGGUGUCUGUGACCACGCUCGAGGAAGUGUUCAUCAAGGUCGCAGAAAUCAGCGACGACGACGGCCAGCACACGCUGGACAAGACCAAGUCUGGCGACAAGGCGGCGGCGGCAUCCAGCUACUCAGUGCAAGGGCUGAACCGGACUGCCAUCUCCAUGUUCGUCCAGCACCUCUUCGCACUCGUUCAAAAACGAUUCCGAGUGGCCAAGCGCGACAAAAAGUCCAUGAUCUUCAGCACCGUGCUGCCCAUCUUGUUCCUGUACAUUGGCUUGAGUUCCCUGGCCAACAGCUCGUUGCUGGCGAACGACCCCAAGAUCCGCCUCGAUCCGUCCGUGCACUUCGCCAACGGACUCAACACCCCCGCGCCGUUCGUUUGCGCCAAAGACGACGGCGGGGUGUGCUCCAAGUGGGGCCAGCAGAUUCAGCGGGCCACCCCGGCCGCGAUCCCGUUGACCGACUUGUCCUCGGAUCCGUCGCUGACGGUGUUUGGCAUUUCGUACAGUGCAUCCAUGCCGCGAAUCAAACAGCAGUACGGCCCAGCGGCAGACACGUGUCUUCUCACGGCCGAAAAGGUCUUCCGCCGCGGGUAUAACGACUUGAUCGAUGGCCAGUACGCUGCGUUCGUCAUGUAUGCUUCGACUGCCGAUCAGAUUUUGAGCUACAACAUGCUCGUCAACACCACCGCCACGCAUGCGGCGGGGGUGUUCAAAGCAGCACUGGACGAAGCCCUCAUCCAAAUGCUCAACGGAAAGUUUCCUGUCACGGUGAAUUUGUACCCGUUUCCGCUCACGGCAACGGUCAAAGCUCUGUUUAGCUCGGCGCUGUCGUUCGUGGCGUGCAUCAUCAUUUCGCUGGCCAUGUCGUUCUUUCCAGCGUCGAUCGUGAUCUUCCUCGUCAAGGAAAAGACCAACGAGCACAACGCCAAGCAUCAGCAGUUGGUGUCCGGCGUGAGUUUACCGGCGUUUUGGCUGGCCAACUACGUGUUUGACAUGCUGCUGUACGUGGUUCCGUUGGCGGCGGCGCUGAUCAUGAUCAACGCGUUCAAAAUUCAAAGUCUCACCGGCGUCGACUGCGCCGCGUGCGCCACCGACACCCCCGCCGCGAUUGUGACGAUUUUCGUUCUCUUUGGGUUGGCCAUCAUUCCAUUCACGUACUGCCUGUCAUACGUCUUCAAGAACCACGCCACGUCGCAGAAUUACACGCUGCUCAUCAACAUCUUGAUCGGCCUCGUGCUCAUGAUUGCGUCGUUUGUCAUGAAUUUGUUUGACUCGACCAAGACUGCCAACGAAUCGCUCAUCUACAUCUGGCGCCUCUCGCCCCUCUUCUGCCUCAGCAACGGCCUCCUCAAGCUGUGUUUGCACUCACUCCUUGGGCUCUUUACCACGUCCGGCGCCGUGAGUGCCUUCAGUGACGACAUCAUGGGGCUAGAAAUCAAGUACUUGGCGGUGCUGUCGGUGGCAUACUUCAUUUGCGCCGCGGGUAUCGAUUUCGCCCUGAGUUUCCCGAAGAUCAAAGCCAUUUUCGUCCGCGAUCCUAAAUUGCCUCAUGUUGCCCACGAAGAAGACAAGGACGUGGCCGACGAAGCCAAGCGCGUGCUGGACGGGCGUGCAGACAAGGACAUGAUUGUGAUUAAGAAACUCAAAAAAGUCUAUCAGGGCAACAAAAUCGCUGUCCGCGACCUGUCGUUUGGGCUGCCCAAGGGCGAGUGCUUUGGGUAUUUGGGGAUUAACGGCGCGGGAAAGACCACGACCAUGAAAAUGCUCACGGGGGACAUCUUGCCGUCGAGCGGGCGGGCGACGUUGGGCGGGUUCGACAUCCUCACGCAGCAGCUCCAAGUGCGCCGACUGGUGGGGUACUGCCCCCAAUUCGAUGCACUCUUCGACCUCCUCACCGUUCGCGAGCACUUGGAGCUAUUCGCCAAGAUCAAAGGCGUGCCUUGGAAAGAUGUCAACAUGGUCGUCGUAGAAAAGAUGCGGCAGAUGAACCUCAACUCGUUCGAACACAAACUCGCGGGGACGCUAAGUGGCGGCAACAAGCGCAAACUGUCGGUCGCGAUGGCCAUGAUCGGGUCACCGCCCAUCAUUUUCCUGGACGAGCCUUCCACGGGCAUGGACCCCGUCUCCCGCCGGUUCAUGUGGGACGUGAUUGCUGACGUUUCCACGACGCAGAAAGAAUCGACGAUCGUGUUGACCACACAUAGUAUGGAGGAGUGCGAGGCGCUGUGCACCCGCGUGGGCAUCAUGGUGGGGGGCCGGCUGCGCUGCCUUGGAAGCGUGCAACACCUCAAGAGCCGCUUUGGAGAUGGCUUCAUGGUUCACGCCAAGGUGGAGCUGGCGCCGCCGGAUGCCGUCGCGUCCUUCUUUGACUUGGCUGUCAAGGUGCAUUGCGCCACUCCUUCCGUUACGUGGGACAUAACCCAUGCGGACGCGGUGAAGCUGUGCACGGCGCUGGGGGCCCCCGAGCGCGCUGACUGGUUAACUCCCAAGCACGCCACUGGCUACGCCCUGGAAGCUGUGUGGGAAAGCAAGGGCAAGCUCCCCGUGGGCACGUUCUGUGCGUGGUGGGUGGGCGAGUCACGGUUCCACGACCUCCAGGCGUUCUUGACCUCCACGUUUGUCAAAGUGACGUUGCUGGAGCGCCAGAACGAGCACAGUCGAUUCAAGUUGCACGAAAACGGAACCACGCCGCUGCGAUUGUCGACUGUGUUUGCCAAGAUGGAGCAACACAAGGCGGCGCUGUUCAUGACUGAGUACAGCGUGUCCCAGACGACUUUGGAGCAGAUUUUCAACUCGUUUGCAAAACAACAAGACGAAGAGACAAUUGUUGCGCGCGGUGUCGAAGCUAAGUAGGAGAUACAGUAAACGCUACGCUACGAAGUAUGCCUUGGGUUUAAUACAUGGAAUUUGCAUUUUCAUACAACGCCAA